AUGAGGAAAAUCUGCUCCGGGAUGAUGAUUUCCACUCCUAGGACGAUCUCCAAGCUUGAUUUGAUGAAACCCAGCUCCAAGAUGGCUUCUAGGGUUGGCACGGCCGUGUUUGAUUUCCAUCUGCCCGUGUCUGCUCACGGCAAAAGUCACACGGCCAGAUCACUUCGUCACACGGCCGUGUGCAUUGUCAGGGCAGGCCGUGUUUGCUCUCGGCAAAACUCGCACGGCCAGAAAUAUGAGUUGCACGGCCGUGUGAUUUGUGGGUGUGCCCGUGUGGCCUCCUUUGUGACUUGCCUCGCGCCCGAUCUUCGUCCAAUCGACCCCAAACUCGCUCCCGAGUCUCCAUUCACGUACUAG
This is a messenger RNA of Linum trigynum, 357 nucleotides long. The record is from the annotation of a GenBank genome assembly. Lineage: Eukaryota; Viridiplantae; Streptophyta; Magnoliopsida; Malpighiales; Linaceae.